AUGUCAUUUCCCUGGAGCCUGUUAAAGCCAUUGUGUAUCUUAAGUACUCCUCCUCAGGAUAACAGGUGUAAAAUGAAGAUGAGGUGUGUUGAGUGUAUUAGGGCAACGUCCUGGCGAUCCGGUUUUUGUGUGAGAACUGAGGCGGUGUGCCGGAGGAUCGCAUACUUUCCUGUAGGCGUUGAUAUCUCCGGAGGAUGGUCGACAAUGCGGAGCUCACCCCCGCGACCAAUCGGCUCAUUGAUCCUAUCUCGCGGAGUACUCCACGAAAAUCGAUACAUUGCCAGCGAUUCCAUCGCCAUUUCCAGGAAGCCGGUACUUUCCCGAUUGUCUGCAUCCGUGACGUCGCGGUUAUUGAAUGAGUCGCAGGCGAUCGAUGAUAUAGCUGAAGAAAGAAAUUCUAUAAGAAAAAAACGAUAUGGCACAUUGGCAACAUCCCACACUGGCAAGAAGGGGAAUUCACUUUAAACUAAGACGAAUCACCGAGAAAGGAAAUAACACGAAGCAAUAAUAUUUGUCUUUUGGCUUUUAAAUCUAUCCCAUGUUGGAGGAUUAUUCAAUUUUUAUUGCCCAAUCGAAAGAUUAA
Molecule: messenger RNA, 583 nt
Organism: Nezara viridula (southern green stink bug)
Lineage: Eukaryota; Metazoa; Arthropoda; Insecta; Hemiptera; Pentatomidae
Source: the annotation of a GenBank genome assembly